Diorhabda sublineata is the source of this 2422-nucleotide messenger RNA. RefSeq names its product fatty acyl-CoA reductase wat-like. The record is from RefSeq and is a predicted model, not a curated record. Lineage: Eukaryota; Metazoa; Arthropoda; Insecta; Coleoptera; Chrysomelidae. Gene Ontology annotation, molecular function: alcohol-forming very long-chain fatty acyl-CoA reductase (NADP+) activity. Gene Ontology annotation, cellular component: peroxisome. Bases 793 to 2295 code for a protein of 500 amino acids. Gene Ontology annotation, biological process: long-chain fatty-acyl-CoA metabolic process. The transcript is spliced from 8 exons.
AUCAUCCUGAAAUCCCAGUUCAGCUGACCAAUGAUCUGCAGAUUAACUUCAAACACCUCAUUAAAAAAUCUUGGCGCGAUACAUGCAGCAAGAGUACUACAGCACUACAUCACAUCCACCCAUCUACAUCUCACAUUUCCCUAAACUUUUUGAAUAGGAGAGAAGCUGUGACAAUAAGAAGACUUCGCAUCAACCACACGAAACUUACUCACGGCUAUUUCAUGUCGUCAGAGAGUCGUCGUGUCUGCCGAACUUGUCAAGUUCCUGUGACUGUUAAACAUAUCCUAACCGACUGCAGAUAUAUCAGCAGUUUGAUAUGAAAACCAACUUCAAGGAGACACUGAACUGCCCGACGGAAAUAAGGAAAAUCGUGCAAUUUCUUAAAGCCACCAAAAUAUAAUUUAGUUUAUGCAUUGUAAUAGAUUUUGUAACAGUCCUCUAUUUAACUUAUGAUUGUUUAUGUGUGCCAAUAACCAGCGCGUCGAGGCACGUUAAACUGAAAUAAAAAAAAUAUAUAUAUAUGAGACUCACUUUUAACGAAAAAUUGAUGUAGAAUUUGAAAUUUAUUCCGUAUAUAUGCACCGCAUUGUUAGUAUCAAGUAUUAAUUCAAUCAAGUUAUUUAAUGUUUCCAAAUACUUCCCAUACCCACUGUAGAAAAUAUCGAUGUAUUACUAAGUUUAAUUUUCCACGUCAUAGCUAUCCUUUUCUCCAUCUAAAUAUUUAAUCAAAUCUAUAACCGUAUCAUUCACCGCGGCUUUGCUCUAGGCUCUUUCAAUUUCCGAACCAUAAAUAUGUUCAACGACAUCAGAUCCUUUUACAAAAAUAAGAAUAUUUUAUUGACCGGUGGGACCGGAUUUCUAGGUAAACUGAUCAUAGAGAAGCUGUUGAGAACGUGUGAUGUAGAAGGUGUUUAUUUAAUUGUAAAAUCCAAAAAAGGCUUAACACCCGAAGAAAGAAUACAAAAUCUUAUUGACGAACCUGUAAUGGCUAAAGUGAGAGAGAAAGAUCCAGAAAAAUUGAAAAAAAUUCAUGUUAUUGAUGGUAAUUUAACAAAAAAAGAUCUAGGACUUAGUGUUGAAAACAAAGAAAUUAUUUUAAAUAAGGUGAAUAUAGUUUUCCAUUGCGGAGCUUCGUUAAAUAUGGAUUUGAAGCUUCAAGAAUCCGUUAUCACGAAUGUUAGAGGCACCAUGGAGAUCGUGAAUAUAGUGAAUCAAAGUAAACAUAUUCAUUCGUUUAUAUUAGUAUCAACAGCUUAUUCUAAUUGUUAUGAACACGUGAUAGAAGAAAAGUUUUAUGAACCGCCCAUUAAUCCUGAAUUACUAAUUAGAAUGUGCGAGGAAAUCGAUCCGGAUAUGCUGUCUAAUAUAAGUUUGGGAUUAAUUGGAAAAUGGCAGAAUUCUUAUGUAUUUACCAAAUCAGUUGCUGAGAAUAUUGUAUUUCUUCAUGGUAGAAAGAUACCUGCAGGGGUAUUUAGACCGGCCAUUGUGACCUCUACCGUCGCCGAACCUUUACCAGGAUGGUCGGAUAACUUGUAUGGUCCGCUUGGUAUAUUACUUGCUUCCCACUGUGGUAUUUUGAGGGUAAUCAAAGCUAAUGGUAACUUGAGAAACCAUACUGUUCCAGGUGAUAUGUGUAUCAAUGCGAUACUGUGUUUUGCAUGGGACUUGUUCAAUAAGUGGAAAACCUCUAAAGAAAACUAUACACCUUCAGUAUUGAAUUUUUCUGCUAAAGAUACUAAGCUAUACAUAACCAGUAAAGAGUUCGUGGACUGCAAAAAUAUAGAUUAUUUGCCAUUCAAAAAGACGAUGUGGUACCAAAUGCUAUUUUUAGUUAAAAGUAAAUAUAACUACUUUUUAUUGAAAUUCCUAGUACACUCCAUACCUGCCUAUCUUAUCGAUAUGGUAUUAAAGAUUUCAUCCAGGAAGACAAGAAUGAAAAGUAUAUACGCCAAAAUUGAAAAAACUUCAGAUAUUUUAAGUUAUUUUCUCCUACACGAAUGGGAUAUUCACAACGAAAACAUGAAACUUCUAUGGCAAAAAAUGAAUUCGGAUGAUAAAGAGACCUUCAAUUUCGACGUAAAUUCCAUCGAAGUGAAUGUAUAUCUUAAAAAUGUCCUCAUAGGAUUAAAAAAAUAUAUUUUGAAGGAAGACAUGACGAAAUCAAAAUUACAUAAACAGAGAUACGAAAGGUUAACAGUCGUCCAUAAAACCAUAAAAUACUCCUUCUAUGGUCUAGUUAGUAUACUUAUGUACCGGAGUUUGACGAGAUUUGUUUUAAAGAAGAAUCGUGUAUGAAACUUGGUAGUAAAAUGUACCAAAAUACGUUGUUAGUUACAUAACAAAUCAAAAUUUAAAUAUAAAACUGGAAUCUUCAAAAUAAUACCUUUAAUAUUGAUAGGUUAUGUUAUCAAUUAAUAUAAAA